AUGGCCACUCACUGGAACACCGACGAUCAGACGCUACUCAACAUUUUGUUAAUGACUGAACCAAUAAUGGAAAACACCUUACAGCCACAAAACACACCGAUCGUUAUGAUAUCGUUAUCGUGUGAGACACCGCGAGGUCGUAAAGCGAGCGUAUCACCAACAACUCGAGACAUUAUCAUUAUCAAAGGAGAAACAAAAAGCCGUGACUUUUGCGUCCAAGAAUCAAGGAACGUAUCACACGUUCAGCGACAAUACGCGCUAUUGACCACUGAGCAGGAACAUUUGAACAAGGAAGCGACGAGGCUGAGAUGGCUGCUGAACUAUCGAUAUCAGUUUGCUACCAACGUGGUGGCGCUGGCCCAGAAAGCGGCAUUUAUUUCCUUGGACGACUCGGACAAUUCAGACGCCACGUCGACGUUGUCCACCAUUUCGGUCGGUGUAGCCUCGCCGUCCUUAUCUUCCAUGUCUUUUGACACGAGCACGCUACUGACGAUACUUGCAAAUGACUGCAAUUUAUCGCCGCUGAGUGCAACGCAGGAGAUCAAGACGCCAUUCUAUAGCAAACCAAGUCCGUCAUUGGUGGGUUCAACUGUCACUAGCAAGACUAUAUUGGCUGUGUUGAUGCAAAAAGAGCUGCGAUACAAGAUGCUAAGCUUCAGCGAGGCGAUAGUGCUCGUGGACGAGACCUACCGCUCCAUUGUUUCGUUCUCGUUGAGUGGCAAAGCUAUCAGUACUGGAGCCAGUAUCAUGGGAUGGGAGGACAAGCGGCUGAUGGAAGGGACGAGCCUCAAGUUUUCGCUGCGGAAACAGUUCCCUCGACAGAACGCUUUGAAAUUGAUGACAAGCACGUGGCAGUGCUUUUCGGAUCCGGAGUGCACAGAGACCAAGUUUCGCGGUCUCAUGACUCUCCACAUCCUACAGCGCGUAAAUGAUGACACGAUUGUGGCGUUGCGUGAGUUUGAGAGCGAAGAUGGCUCGAAACUGUACCGAUGCGUGUAUUUGUUGUUUCGUGUACGUACUCGAAACGGCUUUCUCAUCUGCGUGCAGUUGGUGGAGGCCGGACGUCUCACUGAUCCUUUGCGGAGUUGUGUCAGCCGAGAUGGCAAGCUUGUACAGUGGACAGAGCUGUCAGGUUGGUUCGUAUUUGAGCCUACUGCUGAUGGAAAAACUUAUGAUUUGUUGUACAAGGAAGGCGCACAGAUAGAGUGCGGUGGGUGUAUGGAUUAUGGCGACCACGAGUUGGUUGCAACGCUUUCAAUGAACACGCUGUCGGCUGUAUUCAAGUGGGAAAGUAUGAUGGUUGGCCCAAUCUUCACCCUGCCGUCAUCAUCAUGUUGA
This is a messenger RNA of Peronospora farinosa, 1338 nucleotides long. The record is from the annotation of a GenBank genome assembly. Lineage: Eukaryota; Oomycota; Peronosporomycetes; Peronosporales; Peronosporaceae.